UUUCAGAUGGCUCCACCACGUGGCCGUUCAAAGCGAAAGCAUCCGUCUGAAUCCGGAAAUUCUUCAAUUGCCGAUUCAGAAGACCCAUCAGAAUCCACAUCAUCAUCUCGUCCACGCCGCAGUCGACUUCCGAAACGUUAUUUUGACGACGGUUACAGUCCACCGCCAACAAAAAAACGUGCGGCUCAACGGGAAACACCAUCAGACGCCGAGGAGGUGGAGGUGAAGAUUGAAGAGAUCUCGGUUAGAUCUACACCUGCGUCAACACCAGCACCAAAGAGUACCUCGAAGGCUAGAGGCCGACCCAAAAAAAAUCCAACUCCACCACGUCGCAAAUCGCUAAAACGCCAAGAAGAAGACAUUAUCUACAUGGAUGAGGAUUCUGAAGAAGAAGAAGAAUCUUCGGACGAUGAGUUCAUGCUAAAUGAGGAUCAGGUUGUUCAGGAGGAAGAGGAAGAGUUGAAUUUAACAGAUAUUAAAAUCGAAAAAGGUCUCGACGAGGAGAACAAGUAUUGUCCGUGGUUGGAUGAAGAUCCUGCAAGUCUACCAAAACUCGAACUACCAGAAUCUAGUCAGGAUAUUCCGAUUCCAACGGCUAGUAUAAUGGAUGCUGUUGAAAUUUACGAGAUUCUCCGAUCUUAUCAUCGAACUCUCCGCAUCACACCCUUCACUUUUGAGGACUUUUGCGCGGCACUAAUAUCGCACAACAACUCAUGUAUUAUGGCAGAAGUCCAUAUGGCUUUGCUUCGUAAUUGUCUGAAAUCCGACGAUGAAGAGCAGACGCACUACUCGGUGACCGAGACGAACAAUUCUGUAAAUAUAAUGAUUCACCAUAUGGAUACACUGACCUACGCUGAAAUUCUACGACAAUAUAUUGAGGCGUACCCGUUUGCUGAUGCGUCUGUUAGAGAUGCUAUUAAUGUCGAUAAUUAUCCGUUUGUGGGAUAUGAUGCAAAACUCGUCGUCCUUCUCUUCAUGAGCUACCGUUUCUUAUAUUCGUCGGAAUUUAAGAAACUUGUGAAUAAUGUUGGAAAAUUCCAGAACGACGAAAACUGCCGAGUUUGCGGUAAAUCGUCAGGACGUGUAGUAGGUUGCACUCAAUGCGAAGCCGCUUUCCACGUGGAAUGCAGUCAUCUGAAGCCAUUUCCUGAGGUUCUUGUAUGCAAUAUAUGUAAAAAGAAUUCAGCAGUUCGUGGUGUACUGCCGCCGGAUGAAGCUGUCGACCGGGAACCGUUAAGAUCUCAACCAAUCGGAAGGGAUAGAUAUGGACGAUAUUAUUGGUUCAUUGUUCGACGUCUUGUUGUUCAAUCCCUUGAUGAAACGGAACUUUACUACUAUUCAACAGUUCCACAACUCUACCAACUCCUUCAAAAACUUGAUCGAACGUAUUACGAAAAGGAUCUUUGUGAUACGAUUCGCCUUCGAAUCGACGAGUUUUUGGAGCAAAUGGCUUUGACAGUGGAGAUGACGUCAGAACGGAGAGAAGCUGCAUUGGAGACGAUGGUGAAACGGCAAUUGAUCGGAUAUGAUUUUGCUGAAGCCACGACUCCGCAGAUUUAUCUUCAUAGGGAUAGCAUGAAACGAAUGGCAUCAAUUCUUCGGGACUGUGCUCAAAAGGGACAGGUGAAGCAAGAAGUCAAGCUGGAAGAGCCCGUCGAAGGACAGUCGCCAGUGAAAUGUGUUCAAUUUGUCGAAGAUUCCAUUCUGCCCGAAUCAAUGAUUGGAAUUUUCGAUGCGAAACUGAUCAACACGUUUUGGAGUGGUGGGGCGACGCAAGAGGAGCUCGUCGAACAGUUUGUCGAUAUUUCGGACAACUUUGAUGCCCCGAGUGCAAACCUCUGGCGGAUGGGAGAUGAGGGGAAUGAUCAGACAUUUAUGACGUAUUAUAAUUAUUAUAGUCGAAACGAGAUGUCUGAGAGCUUCCUAACCCGGAAAAAGGCGGCGGAUAAAAAGAAGUAUAUGGCGUCAAAAUUCGCUCAAAUCGACAAUUUCGAUUGGGUUGUGGCGAAAAAUCGGCAAUUCUACGGAGACGCGAGCCUCCAUUGCAAGUUCAUCAUGUGGACGCUACAACAAGUCAUCAAGAACAUCCCGAUAGAUUUGAUGCAUAGGAAAUGGCCUGAAUUCGCCAAAGGUUUCGAUCUGGAAGUUUCUGUGGCUGAUGACUACAAGAAGCUUGUCACAUGUCUUCUCAAACUGGAUUGUGCCGUUCGAAAGACAAUAUUCAUGCCGCAAUGGUGGAAUGGAUUGGGACAAACUCGACUGGAAAGGAUUACUGUAGAUCAGAGGGAGAAUUUUAUGAAAGAGCAACAGAGGCUCAAGAAGAUUGACGCGGACGCCCUUACCAAAGAUCUUGAUGAUAGUUUUGUCCGAGUGAACUACAUGAAACCGAAAUGGCCGAACACCUAUAUACUUCGACAGCGUGGAGAGACUUAUCGGAACGCUGGAAAAGGAUCGAUGGGUGGUUGGGCGUGGGUGGCGGCGAAAUACGUGGAAAAAUGGAUCCAAGUUCCCGAAUCACCGAAGUUACCGCUGGCGGUCACUGUUGAGGAGAUAAAGACUGAAAGCGUUUCGAACCGGAAAGCUCGUCGACUUGAGCUGCUGGUCAGCAAAAUAACUAAAAAACGACAGCGAAGUGGUGGAAAAAGCUCGAAAAAACCAACAUUUGAGCUCACAAAUGGGUGUUAUUCGCCAUCUUGCCGAUCAAAUCCCAACCGGAAAUGCUAUUCACCAAUGUGCCGAAAUGGUUAUCUAGUCAGUGCUAAACAGGCACACGAUGAGCGAAAAUUAGAGGAAAGCGGAGUUUUGGGCGAAGAAAAAGCAUGGCCGAUACCAGAAAUUCAGACUUUUUCGACGAAACGAGGAGGAAAAAGCAUUUUUGUUUUGCAGAAAAAAAUACUUCGUCAAAUGAUUAUGGGCGGUGGAUGCCAACAGGUGUAUAUGCCAGGAUUCUCAGCUGGUAUAAAGAGCAAUUUGCUAAUAUGGCCUUAUCCGGCACCUCGACCAACUCUGGAUUUGUGUUGGAAAUGGCAAACGCUGAACGCUCGUAGCCUUCACGCGGUGGCUCUUCAACUAAAAAUCAUUUGGUCCUCCAUCAAAUUCAACGAAUUUGAUCCAGACGACACUCAUCCGGAUCGUCGUGUCGUCAUUGAUACACCAAGUCACGAUGAACGACGCCGAAUCAUUCGGCACAAAGAAAUGCCACCAUAUGGACAAUACGAGCGAUAUGAGAUGGAAAUCGAAAUUAUCCCAUUGUAUGACGAGCCGGAAGAAGAGGAUGAAUCGUGGCUCUCGAGGAAUCGAGGAGGAUCUUCGGAAUUCUCACAUAGAUCGUCGAGUGCGAGAAAAAAGCGACCGCAGAGAUCUCUUGACAAUCGGCGAGCUACCGCAAUUCGCAGAGAAUGGGUGGAUGGUGUUACGUUGAAGGUGUUCGAAAUCAAGGACUACUGGAAAUGGAUCCGAGCGGAAGCUGAAAAAACUGCGAAACGGAAGUUGGAAGCGACAAGGAAAGCACAGAAAGCCAAAGAAGACGAGGAGCGGCGACGGAUUCAGCAACAGCAGCAGAGAUCAGUGGCGCGUAUACCAGUUCCAAUGCACUCACUUAUUCCGUCAGAGAGAAAUAACGUGCCAUACUUGGGAUCGCAACAACAACGACGACCUAAUGGGAAUGAGAGAGGAUUUUUGGAAAAGUACAACAAUUCCUCCUCCGUCUCGCCACAAGCCCACGGCUACGCUUCAACACCACCUCCAGGAUAUCAUCAACCUCAACCAAAUAUCAUACGCCAAGCGGGCUACAAUCAACUGCCCCGGAAACCUACAACGUCUCCGUUCAAUUUUCAAUCAAGACCUGUCGCCACAAUUCCAACCACGCCGCAACUUCGAGCUGCUGCUGGAGCUGAUGGAGUUGUGCGAGCUGUUAUGAUGACCCCGGGGAACAAAAGCACAGUUAAUACGAAUUCGACGCCGUAUCCACAGGCUCUGAAUCGCCAACAGUACCAGCUACAACGGCAGCAGCAGCAGCCAGCUGUGCGAAGAUUGACCAACGGAUAUCAUUUUAUGGACGGAACAAUGAGAGGAGGUGGCCGGAAUCCGUCUGUUCAGAUGCACCAAAGACUGCCACAAAAUCGUGCAGCUCUUCAAAGGCCGUUUGGGGAAUCAACAACCGAGAUGCGCCGUGUCACCGAAGCGGCGAUUCCGGACAAUGACGGAGACGAACAACCGCCAGUCAUUCCGCGCUACGAUCCAACAAGCAAUUUUGAUGCACAAAGAGCCCAACAGCAACAUCCGCAAAGUCGCCCGGUUUACUCCACGCCGGCCCAGAUGAUCCGUACUACUCAACCUGGCGGCGUCAAACACAACGUGAUCCUCAUGAAAGCAUCGGACGGAACACAAAAAAUGGUUUUAAAACCGGGUCAGUUUCCUCCGGGAACGGUUAUUUCGACUGGACAGCGAGUCGUGCCUUAUCGACAACCCACGGCUGUUCAACAACGCCAGUUGUAUACGGCAACUCCAGGCACACGAGUUGUGCGAAUUCCGAAUGCAAAUGGCGGAGCGCCUCGUCAACAAGAUCAUCAAGUUAUGAGGCGUGUUGUACAAGCAUCAGGACCACGAGCAAUGGAAUAUAUGGAUGAUCAAGGGACACCACCACCAGGCCAACAAGUUCGCUACGUGCUUCAAGGCGGAAACUCCGGUACACCAAAUGUAAAUCCUCCAAAAGUGUCGUCUCGUGGAGGGCCGCGUGGCGGAUUGACUAUGCAAAUGGUGCAGCAACAGCAACAACAUAACCCGGAACAUCGACGACUACUCGCCGGACGACAGAAGCAAAAAGUGACGACGUACAGGGAUUUCAUGGCGAGCAGAGGAUAUUUGGAUACUUCGAAAUUUAUGAUGCAGACAAAACCCACAUUCCUUCCAUUCGAAUUCAACGAAGAAGAGGAACGAGAGAUAAAUGAGGCGAUAGCAAGAGAGGAGGCGUGGAUGAGACAAGAGGAAGAAAACAAAACAAGUGGCUACGACUCCUCUGGAAAUCCGAUUCGUUCCAUCACGUCUUCAGGUGACACCCAACGAGCUCCACCAUAUGUCUCCAAUCUUCUACCGUCUUCCAACGAUUCGCCUGAUGAUAAGGUUAUCAAGCAGGUUUUGGAUGUGAUGUUCAGUCAGGUAUGCCGUUGGGAUCGACAGUACGGAUGGUCAAAGACACACGUAAAACGAGCCAGACAGAAGAAUGAUUCGGAUAAAAUGCAAAUGUUCAGUCUUCGAAAAUUUCGAAUGAACCAACGUGAACUGCUCAUCACGGAUCACAUGGAACGUCUCAAGAAGGAGAUCAACAAGCGCCGAACUAGAAUGGAGAACGAAGCUGAACAGCAGUGCGGAUUGCUGACACCGUGGAGAAAGGCGAGAGCUAGACCGCAUCGGGCGGCCAAACCAAAAGCUGAGGUGAAAAAGGAAGUCAUAAAUCCGGCUGAUAUCACUCUGGGCGGAGAUACUUAUGAUUAUGUCAAGGAACAGAAGCCAACGGAAUCAAUCGCCACCAACGUUUCUCGUCGUCGCCGAACUUCUGCGAAUCUCUCAAAAUCUGAAGAUGAUCGGGACAAGCCGGAAAGCCAAUCCACGGCUCCAAAGUCAAAAGAGCGUCGUACUUCGGAGCCGCCAGCGUCCCACGUGGCGUUCCACACUCCAGGAUCCGCGACACCACACGACAUAAACCUAUCCAUUGAGCAUUGCACCUGUCAGAAGAUUUUCGACGCGUCGAAGCUGUAUAUUCAGUGCGAGCUGUGCGCUCGUUGGUACCAUGGCGACUGUGUUGGAGUCGCCGAGCAAACUAUUUUGGGUUUGGAGCACUGGAGCUGUGAGGAAUGUAUUGAGGAGCAGGAGAGAGUCAAGGAUCAGCCGGCGUUGUACUGUGUCUGUCAGAAGCCAUAUGAUGAUACAAAAUUCUACGUUGGGUGUGACAGCUGUCAAGGGUGGUUUCACCCGGAAUGCGUUGGGACAACACGUGCCGAAGCCGAGCAGGCCGCCGAUUACAACUGCCCGGCAUGCACUCGAGAGGCUGAAGGCUACGAGUCGGAAGCGUCAGAUGUGUCGGGUUCGAGUCGUGUUAGUGUGCAAUUAACACGCGCCGACUAUACUCAUGUCUUUGAGCUCCUCGAGCUUCUCCUCGAACACCGUAUGAGCACACCAUUCAGGAACCCAGUAGAUUUGAAUGAGUUCCCAGAUUAUGAGAAAUUCAUCAAGAAGCCUAUGGAUCUCUCAACAAUAACAAAAAAGGUUGAGCGCACCGAAUACCUGUAUCUAUCGCAAUUUGUGAACGACGUGAAUCAAAUGUUCGAAAAUGCAAAAACCUACAAUCCCAAGGGCAAUGCUGUAUUCAAGUGCGCCGAAACGAUGCAGGAAGUGUUCGACAAAAAGUUGAUAGACGUUCGCGAGCAAAUGACCGCCCGUCAACAGAUGCUUCUUCUAGCUACUGCUCAACAACAGGACCCGAUGAGUUCUAUCAGAAAGCGUGUCCAGUCGGAAAGCCAGCGAACUGUCGACUCGUUGGAUAUCGAUUCGGAUCAGCUGUUGCCACUGGAUGCGAAUCUUAUGAGACUUUAUGAUUUUUGAGAUUUUUCCUCUUGUUUUUUUAUGUUUUUCGUAGUCACACAGUGACUUUUCACUUGUUACGUUGACAAUGUUUUGUAAGAAUAAAAUUUCUUUUCGAUUUUCAAUGAAAAAUGUUUAAAGCACAGGUUCACGGCUAAAUAAAAACGUUCCG
This is a messenger RNA of Caenorhabditis elegans, 6751 nucleotides long. It is a transcript of the gene nurf-1, whose product is annotated as Nucleosome-remodeling factor subunit NURF301-like. Lineage: Eukaryota; Metazoa; Nematoda; Chromadorea; Rhabditida; Rhabditidae. The record is from RefSeq and is marked reviewed. The transcript is spliced from 25 exons. Gene Ontology annotation, cellular component: nucleus; NURF complex. Gene Ontology annotation, biological process: regulation of transcription by RNA polymerase II. The coding region runs from base 7 to 6600 and encodes 2197 amino acids.